CUCCGGCACAACUUCCCUGGAAGCUCCCUCUCCUUCCACACUGGUCCUGGCGUUCUCCGCUGUCAUCUGAGAUCCUCCUCCGCCUCUCACUGUUUACCCACCAUCCGCCUGUCAAACGUCUGCAUGCUCAGGAUUACCAGAGGCCUCUUUUUUUCAACGCCACCAUCUCUGCCUUCCUUCAGCUGGCUUUCUUUGGGAGGUCGGGGGUCUGGAGGACUGAGCUGAGGCAGGCUGCAGAGAGGAGCUGGGAUUGAGGCUGCCAACAUCCCUGACUUCUUCUUCUCUCUUCUUGCUAGUUGUUUUUGGUAGCUUUGAUUCUGACUGGCAGGAGUGGGGGUUUGGAGGACUCCCACACCAUGGAUCAGUCUUUGUUUGGUUGUCUCCGCAGCCCUCAUGCUCCGGCCCAGGGUCUGCACCCUGCCAUCACCCAGUCACCGCUGACCCUGCACGGCCGGAGCGACCACAUCUCCUACCUGGACCUACCCAGCUCCUCGCCCCCCUGCGGCUUCUCUGGAGGAGAGGACAACGGAGCGUUCAGAGACCACCUGCCUCAGCAGCAGCACCCUCUCCACCCUCAGCACCCACUGCAGCACCUCUCCACCCUCAGCACCCGAACCUGGCUGGCCGUCCCCAGAUGCUCUCACUUGGCACUCCUCAUCAUCUCAGCUUCCAUUUUAUUUUGGUUUCAGACGGGCCCCUGCAGUUUGUCAAACCCCUCUAAUUUUUUUCAACCCCCUUUUUUUUUGUUCUUCCUCCCCUCUCUUCUGGAGACUCAGCUGUGGUUGGAAAAUGUUCUGUUUUUCAUUUCAGAGUCCCAAGACGGGAGCUGUAAGUCAGACAUGAACAGCAAGCCCAGGAAGGAGCGCACAGCCUUCACCAAAGAACAGAUCCGGGAACUGGAGUCCGAGUUUGCACACCACAACUAUUUGACCAGACUGAGACGCUACGAAAUCGCCGUCAACCUCGACCUCACGGAACGACAAGUGAAGGUUUGGUUCCAGAACCGGAGGAUGAAGUGGAAGCGGGUGAAGGGAGGCCAGCAGGGGGCGGCGGCACGAGAGAAAGAGCUGGUGAAUGUGAAAAAAGGGACGUUACUUCCCUCUGAGAUUUCAGAGAUAGUGGGACUGAAGCGCUCUGCCAGCUCGCCGCGGCUGGCGACUGAAGAGGACAGCCAUGACAGCAACCACAGCUCAGAGAAUCCUCACCUAUGACCUUCCAUGGUGUCACAGGACUGGACAGAAAUGAGGAAACAUUGGUGAGACAUUAAAAAUACAUGUAUACAGCUUGCUGUGAGCAAAGCCUCCCAACAGACGAUUAAUGAGACUCAGAGAACAUUCCAGAGAUGCUUUGCAUUGAUGAAAGGCUUUUAUUUUGCACUGUCGAGAACUUGUGUCGGUCAAACUCUACUGUACUUCUUCUAUUGAUUAAUACAAAGAUGUUUUGUGUACGAUGAACUGAACUGAAGGAACUCCUGCUCAUGCUUUGGAAUUUUAAUAAUUUAUCAAGAGGUCCCAAAACUGUAAUCGCCAAACGCAAACCUCUCCAGUUUCUUCCUGCACCCUAAAAUAAUGUACCUGGUGAACAUGUGUUUCUCCUCCUGCUCUGCUGAACUCAGAUUUCUAACGCAAAUAAAUCAGAAAAAUCAAAA
Molecule: messenger RNA, 1648 nt
Organism: Epinephelus fuscoguttatus (brown-marbled grouper)
Lineage: Eukaryota; Metazoa; Chordata; Actinopteri; Perciformes; Serranidae
Gene: meox2b
Product: mesenchyme homeobox 2b
Exons: 3
Coding region: 357-1211 (284 amino acids)
Biological process (GO): positive regulation of transcription by RNA polymerase II
Cellular component (GO): nucleus
Molecular function (GO): RNA polymerase II cis-regulatory region sequence-specific DNA binding; DNA-binding transcription factor activity, RNA polymerase II-specific
Source: RefSeq, a predicted model, not a curated record